This is a messenger RNA of Cimex lectularius (bed bug), 3834 nucleotides long. RefSeq names its product protein smoothened (gene smo). Gene Ontology annotation, biological process: central nervous system development; commissural neuron axon guidance; smoothened signaling pathway. NCBI's taxonomy places the organism in Eukaryota, Metazoa, Arthropoda, Insecta, Hemiptera, Cimicidae. Bases 351 to 2882 code for a protein of 843 amino acids. The record is from RefSeq and is a predicted model, not a curated record. Gene Ontology annotation, molecular function: patched binding; transmembrane signaling receptor activity. Gene Ontology annotation, cellular component: cilium; plasma membrane; dendrite. The transcript is spliced from 14 exons.
UGACAGAAGCGGCCGAGGUUGCUAUGGUGAUAUUCCACCUCCACCGGUUUAUUGCUAUUUUGAGGCGCUUGGGUGGUCUCUUUCAAACCUUCGAGAUCGUGUGUGGUCCCAAGACAAGUUUUUUUGUAUUUAUUUGUUUUCUUUACUCGUUCAAUCGUGUUAGACGGUCGGAGUGCCAGUCGUCAGGCGGUUGGAUUCGUCCGGUUUCGCUUUCUACCGUCCAGGUCUAAGAAAGGUCUACCUGGGUUCUGUCGUAAAAUGACCGUCCACGUGAGCACAGUCCUGCCUUUCGAUACAACGGUACUCGUAAACUACGCGUUUUCAUAAUUCGAAGAGAGACAGAGUGAAAAAUGACGCCGGCGUUGUUGAUUUUUAUUUUCUGCGUCGGUUUAUCGUUUUGCGUCCAGGACAGGACGUCGUUCGCCGUCCAGGACAGGACGAAAGUCAACGGAUCGCGUAAACUGAAAGAAACUUUGGAUUUGCCCGAAAGGACGCUUUUUGGACUCAACAGGUUUCAUCCGCCUCUCGUCGAGGGAAAAGUCAGCUACUGCACGAGACCUGCCAAAUGCGAAGAGCUCAACUACACGACUUGCAUGGGUGCCAAGCUGCCUUAUACCAAGACCACGUUGGAACUGGUCGACGGCCUCUCUUCCCAGGAGCAAGCCCAGGAACAACUGGAAGAAUGGAAGCGGCUCGUACAGCACAUACCAAAAUGUUGGCAGGUCAUCCAGUCAUUCCUCUGCUCGAUAUACAUGCCGAAAUGUGACAACGGAGAAGUCUUCUUGCCUUCCUUGGAGAUGUGCAAUGCAACAUUAGGGCCUUGUCGAAUUUUAGCAACUUACCAGCCCUGGCCAUCAAUUUUUAGAUGUGAUAAUCAAACAAGAUACCCUACUCGAUGUAAGAAUGAUGUAAGAGAACUGAAAUACAAUACGCCGGGGAAAUGUAUGGAACCGUUAGUACAAACGGAUCUCUCUGCAUGGUACUACGAUGGGGUCGAAGGUUGUGGGAUACAGUGCGACGAUCCCAUGUUCACUAAUCACCAGCGGGACCAGAUACACAAAAUGGUUGCCUGGGCGGCCACGAUAUGCGCUUUGAACAACCUGUUUGCUGUGCUGACGUUCAUGAUAGACUGGAAGUUUGCGAAUAAAUACCCAGCACUUGCAAUAUUCUACAUCAACUUAUGUUUCCUGAUUGUCUGUAUGGGAUGGUUGGCUCAAUUUCUACCUGGUGGUAGAGAAGAUAUCGUAUGCAGAAAAGACGGGACUUUACGCAUCGCUGAGCCUAGCGCUGGUGAAAAUUUAUCUUGUGUCGUUGUUUAUGUCAUGGUUUACUACUUUUUGAUGGCUGGGAUAGUUUGGUUUGUAAUACUGACUUACGCAUGGAAUUUAAGCCUUCAAGCCUUGGGAAAAAUUCAAGAGAGGAUGGAUAAAAAAGGUGCAUAUUUCCAUAUGGUCGCUUGGUCCCUGCCGCUAGUAUUGACGAUUACAACAAUGGCCCUUGGAGAAAUUGACGGCGAUUCGGUUACAGGGAUUUGUUUUGUCGGCACUGUAAAUGAUGAAUACAGAGCUGGUUUUCUGCUUCUACCCGUCGCUGCAGCUUUGACGAUAGGAACUUAUUUCCUUGCAAAAGGACUUUUUACACUAAUAAGACUGAAGGUAGAUUCUGAAGAAAUAAUCUCACAAAGAGCCAGUGCUAAAAUCAGAGAGACAAUUCUUAGAGUCGGCAUCUUCUCCGUUCUAGUCAUUACAUUUGGUGCUACGACAUUUAUUUGUCACAUAUAUGAAUUUCGUAAUGGAAGCCAAUGGACAAAAAGCUUCCGAACUUAUAUUUUGUGUAGACUCGGUGUCGGUGAGCUGGGAUCUGAAGGUGAAUGCAGAAUGUCCUCGAGGCCAAGCCUGGCGAUGCUACAGCUCCACAUACUGUCGUUGUUUGUUACCGGGAUUUUAAUGUCUUCGUGGGUCUGGACACAAACCACUUUGAACACCUGGACACAUUUCAUAGCAAAACUUUUUAACCGUGAUAUUGAAAACAGAGCUCAAAGGCAGACUAAACCUCUAAAACACAAGCUUAUAGCACAAGCUUAUUCAAAAAGAAAAGAUUUAGAAGAAGGAGGUAGGUUGUCAUUAACAUUCGGCGUGAGUCGUGAAGAUCCCGUGGGGCUUGGUUUUGAGCUAUAUAGUGGUGGAUCUGGAUCAGUCCGCUCCAGUUGGGCUGCCGCACUUCCAAAGUUUGUAACUCGUAGAGGAGCGUUCGUCCCAAAUACAAAUUCAAAUUCCUCCGUAAGGAGAAAUUCUAUCGAUUCACAGAUAAGUUAUAGUGUUCGGAGAGUUUCUGUGGAAUCAAGGCGGCAUUCUGUUGACUCUGCAGUAUCUGUCAAAGUGUCUGAAGUGACGCAGACAUUGGUUAAGAAAGUAUCAACGCCUUUGCACAAACACAGGAUCCAUCGAGGUGGAAGGGCAAGUCGUAAAUAUUCCAAAUCUAAAGGGAGAAAGACUUCAGGAAGGCACAACAGAAAUUCAGCUUCUGCAUCCAGCAAUGAUAGCAAUUUGGCAAUACAGCAACUGAUGUUGAAUUUGGCCCUCGCCGAUUCUGGAGGAGCUGGUCCUUCAAGCCAGCCAAAUUUGAGGGCGUUAGGAUUCAACGGAAUCAGUAAACCAAAACUUGGACGAAGAAAAGCCAACGCUGGCCUCGAGAACAUAAACAAUUUAGCACUUCUUGCCGACAAACUGUCACCCUGGAAUAAGCAGAGCUCGUCUUCAUCAUCUUCAUCAUCCAGAACUACUGGCAAGAGUUCACAACAUGACAUACAAUUAGAUAUUCUGAGAGAUAUUGACCCGGAUUUGGAAAAUGUCCAAAGCACUUCUAAUACGAGAGGAGAAUAAUUGGACAAAAUUAGACAAAUUGUAUGUACGUUUACAUCUAUUGCAACAUAAAGUUCCUGAAUUAUGAUAGUUAAAAUCAGUAUGAUUAAAAAAAAGUUGUGAUUUUACAUGUGCAUUAUUUAUGUAUUUUCUAAUUUAAAUAACGUAUGAAUAUUUCAAGCCUAAUUUUGUAAUUUGACAACAUGACUCUUGUCAUUUAUCUCGUAAGUUGUGUCAUUCAUAUCAUUUUGCUAGUUGACAAUAUUGUUUCUUUAUACUUAUAAAAUAGGAGGAAAAUACUAAAAUAAUAUUAUAAACAUGAUUUAAUGUAAACUAGAAGUAAUGAGUAAUUAAUUUUCAAUGCCAAACAAACUAUGUGCUUUUAGAUUCUUUGCGGUAUGCAAAGAACUUUCAUCUUUAUAAAUGAUCAGUUUAUUUAAAAUUGUAUAUUACUGUAAGUAGCGACGGCUGAAUAAUUAUUUAUAUUCGGUUGCUUUUCUCUAACCAUAAGCUAUGCUGUGACACCCUUCGACCGACUGCUUAAUAAUUGCAGAAUUAUGUUUCCCAGAUUGGUUCCUGUCUGUGUGAUCGCCGCUUUCGAUUUACAACCUGUUUGUGUGGUCACUAAUUAUUUUUUGUUCUUACCUUAACCAGUAAAAUUUAUUCUAAGAUGGUGACCGUCUUACAUCAUCCUUCAAAAAUAAAAAUUAAAGAUGGGUUGGUAUAAUAUUCUGAAACGAUAUGUAUUUUCAUUGAAUAUUUUGGUACAGUCAUAUGAAAGAAUGUGUAUGAAAUAGUUCAAUCAAAAAGUUCGUGUUUAAGUACUUAAUGUAAGUUUUUUUUUUUUUUAAAUUUUGUAACACCUUUUUAGACAUAAAAUUAUGAUGAAACGAUAAAAAGCAAUUUAUUAUGUAUCAAUCAGUUACAGUUUUAAAAAAUUUAUGUAAUGUGUUUGUAAAUUUGUUAUAUUUUU